Molecule: messenger RNA, 600 nt
Organism: Lindgomyces ingoldianus
Lineage: Eukaryota; Fungi; Ascomycota; Dothideomycetes; Pleosporales; Lindgomycetaceae
Exons: 6
Coding region: 1-600 (199 amino acids)
Source: RefSeq, a predicted model, not a curated record
AUGGGUUAUCCUAUCUACAUCUACAAUCGCUUUAAUAUACCCAAUUCGGAACGCGUAGCGAUGUUUACCCCACCCCAUAAUAGUUCGAUCGUUGUCUUAUUAGUGACUCCAGAGAAGCUCGGCCACUAUAGAGUAUGUGAAAUUUUCCAGUUGGCUCCAAGCAGCGCAAUAUAUAUAUUUUUCAGUCUCCAAGGCGAGGAUGAUGAAGACAUUCGGACAGUUUCUUCCAUUGCAUUUUCUCCUCUGCUGUUUAUUCCACAUGAGCGUAUGACUGGUUAUAUUCCGGCCAGACAACUCCACCAAUUCAUUCGAGUGUGUGUGUUUUUGAAAUGGUGGAAAUACAAACCUAUUCUCUUAGAGGAAGUCUCCGAUCAUAUGAGUGUAAACGAGUUUCCUUGCUAUAUGAAGUUCGGUCCAGAGGGAGACCUAGGUCCGUUAGGGAUGCGUCGAAAUUAUUAUUUUUGGGUUUUCGGUCUGCUUCCGAUGCAUUUUUAUUCCCUCGAAGAAGGUUGGAAAUUCAUUCAGAGAGUUAUGGCAGUCGGGGAGAUGGGCUUAUACCAUUAUGAACACAAUAUCAUGAAGAAUCGAGGUGGCGGAUAA